Molecule: messenger RNA, 2230 nt
Organism: Ipomoea nil (Japanese morning glory)
Lineage: Eukaryota; Viridiplantae; Streptophyta; Magnoliopsida; Solanales; Convolvulaceae
Exons: 5
Coding region: 222-2117 (631 amino acids)
Source: RefSeq, a predicted model, not a curated record
CGGAUGCUCCUAAUCAUAUUCUCUAAUUCUGUUUGUUUUAGCUGGCCUUAACAGCGAUGCUUUCCUCAGUUUUAUAUGUGUUGUGGCUUGUGUCAGCAAUGAGUUUAACAUGGUAUGAUGAGCAGAAAGGUAAACCAGAAGUGCAUGUAAAGCCAUAACAGUUUGCAUUAUAUUGUUGUGAUUGAUGUGAGAUAUAUAGUUUCUUAGUUUCUUGGGAGGUUAUGGUGGAGCAUAUGCAUCAGUCUUGUGCCAGUUUGGUGAACGCUUCGGGGGCGUUGUGUGGGAAAGAGAAUGUGAUUGCUGAGAUUUCAGCUGAGCUGCAAAGAGAGAGGCAGAAGAAUGCAGAGCUCAUGGAGAGAAUCAUGGUGCUUGAAGCCCAGCUACAAGAGAGACACAAGGCUAGUUGUGAAAAUGGAAGAUGGGAAACCAGGAAGUUUAAGAGGCAAAAGGUUAUGUCAGACUGUAAACAAGAUGAAGAUGGCAGUAUCAAAUUGAAUUUACUGGGGACCCAUAAGAGUGAAUGCAGACAAACUGAAGAAAAGAAUCUUGAAGACAGGUUGGUCAAAUGGAUGAGCAUGGAUGAAACUCAGUUUUUGCACUCUGAUAAACCACAAUCCAGGGACUUUGUGUUAGAUUCUAGUGACAGGGAUGACAGUGAUGAUCAAGAAGAAGGAGAGCAUAGGGAGGAAGAAACUGGUAACACGCCAAGUGGCGAGGAAAUCAAUGCACAGUUCCCUUUGCUCAAUAGCCAUCUUGCAAUAACAUCUGGACAUGGAAACCAAGAACGGAAUGAAGAUGUUAAAGAAAUGAGUUCACAAUCUGACACAAGUCAAAUGAGAUUCGAGGAAAAUUGCAGAAAGAAAAUGACACUGGAAGGCUAUUGUGAGACUGCAUCAGUUCAGAGAAGGCAUCAAAAGAUGGCAUUCUGUCCAAAAGAAGUGAAAAGAAUCCUGGAAAUGGAAGAGCUAUCAAAGACAAAUGCACAGUCGCAUACCAUAAGGAAAAUUAUCGUCUUCUCAUCUCUUGGUAUUAGGCAUGGCUGUGAGGACAUGUAUGAAUUAGAUUUAAACCAUUUCAGCAUUUUGCAGAAGGGAGAAUCCUAUGUAGAUCAUAAGAAUCCUGGGGAGCAUGUUCUGUAUGAAAAUCCAGGUGUUAGAAGGAAGAUAUUCUACCCGAAUCGACAAAAUCCAACUUUAUGCCCUAUUCAGAUACUCGAAGAAGAGAAGGUUAUGCGCCCAUCUGAUGCUAGCUGUCCCUCAUGCCUCUUUCUGUGCAUCAAAUAUGGAGGAAGGACAAGAAAUCUCCCCCAAAAUGAAUAUGUGAGGCAGAGAAUGGGAAGAAACAAGUUGAAGUCUUUCGGGCCAGUAAUAUGUAGAAUGGCAAUGCUAGUCCACGUUCGUUGUGGGAGCUUCUUCUUUAAGGCGCUAGGCAUCACGCUCCUGUUUAUGGCUGGUUUCCCCAAUGACCUGGUUCAGAGGGAAACCAAUUACAAGAACUUGGACCUCCUUCAGAAGUAUUACAGAACAGACAAAGAUGCAGAAGGGGAGGAGUUAUUUCUGUCAUAUCCUUUGGCUGAUGAGAAUGCUGGUCAGCAAACAAUCCACAUGGCUGCAUCUUCAAGGCAGAAAAGCAAGAAACACACAACCACUUCAGGGAAUCUUGAUGAGAAAACUUCAGCUGUUAAGUCUCCUCCUCCACAUUCUGAUCCAUUUGAAUUGACAGGAUAUGCCUCAAAUCUAACAAAUGGCACCUUUUCACCUAAGCUAACAUCAUCUCAGGUUCCAAUGUCGAACCCAGUGAUUACCAGUCCUAACAUCAAUACUUUUUCUCAGUCUUCAUACCCUUUUCUCCCUGCCUAUCCAACAAACUCUUUUGUGCCUAUGGUAUAUUGGCAUCCCGCGAAUCCGUUCCAACUCUAUCCUUAUCCCUCAGCAUAUAGGUAUCCUCCUGCCGGGAAUUACCUAUCCAUCCACCCCCACCAAUACUACAGCCAUCCUCCAUCUAAUCCUCCAAUUCCAGAACUGCCAGGCAAUGGGAGAAACCACACAGCAUCAGAUAUUGCCCAGAGGGACUCUAACAGCAGUUCAAGUAGUAAAGAGUCAAGAAAGAAAAAAUGAGCUAGGAGUCUCUGGAUUCUUAUGUGAAUCAUGGGAACACUACAUUCACUAGUAAAUAAGUGUUUUGCUACCUUCAGAAGCAAUACUUUCUGCAAAUUGAUAAGUUCAUUUUA